AUGGCGUUGGAACGUGUUUGCGAAAAACGGCUUCAAGCAAAGACAUUUUGUAGCCAAGAGUUUCAGCUAACGAUCAAUUGGGAUGAUUUAGUUUGCCCCAUUUGUUUGGAUUUUCCUCACAAUGGUGUGCUUCUCCAGUGUUCAUCUUACGAAAAUGGAUGCCGUGCGUUUGUCUGCAAUACAGAUCACCUUCACUCCAAUUGUUUGGAUCGCUUCAUUAGCGCUUGUGGUACAGAAUCACCUCCUGCUCCUGAUGAACCUCGGUCAAAGGUUUUAGAAGAGAAUUGCAAACCUGUGUGUCCACUGUGUAGAGGAGAAGUUACUGGGUGGCUUGUUGUAGAAGAAGCUCGUGUCCGUCUUGAUGAGAAAAAACGUUGCUGCGAGGAAGAAAGAUGCAGGUUUAUGGGUACUUACAUGGAGCUUCGCAAACACGCUCAGUCAGAGCAUCCAGAUUCUCGUCCCUCCAAAAUUGAUCCAGCACGGAAGCUUGACUGGGAAAAUUUCCAGCAGUCGUCUGAAAUUAUCGAUGUGUUGAGCACAAUUCACUCGGAAGUUCCAAGAGGAGUGGUUUUAGGGGACUAUGUGAUCGAAUAUGGAGAUGAUGACACUGGAGAUGAGUUUGAGGAUGUUCCUAGCAACGAAGGAAACUGGUGGACCUCUUGUAUCCUGUAUCAAAUGUUUGACAAUAUAAGGAAUGCUAGGAAUCGAAGAAGAUCAAGAAUGAGCGAGAGCAGGAGAGGGAGUCGCCGCUCUAGCUAUGAUAACUCCAAUUCUGAUGACAGCUCAGUAGCAUCCAUAGAGUUCCCAGAGUAUAGAGUAGAUGAGAUUGAUGAUGAGUUCAUCAACACAAAUGGAACUAACAGAAGUAGCUCUAUGCAUCAAAGGUCAGAAUCAUCGUCUAUUGCUUUAGUUUCUCUUUGA
Messenger RNA from Arabis nemorensis, 921 nucleotides. The record is from the annotation of a GenBank genome assembly. NCBI's taxonomy places the organism in Eukaryota, Viridiplantae, Streptophyta, Magnoliopsida, Brassicales, Brassicaceae.